AUGGCUAACCUCAGUAAUCCCGUUACGAGUAGUGACAACACGGGUAAUACUCGAGGUUUUGAGGAAUUCACCAUAGACUCGUCGCAUUCACUUUAUGUUCACCCGUCCGAUAGUCCUAGUAGUCAAUUGGUUUCAAUACCUUUUAAUGGGACUGGUUUUGUUCAUUGGCGAAGUAGUAUGGUGACAUCUUUAUCUGCAAAGAACAAAUUAGGAUUGAUAACUGGGAAAAUAGCUAAACCUGACACUAAUUCACCUUUGUACUCAUUUUGGGAAAGAUGUAACGACAUGGUGAAAGCCUGGAUCAUUAACUCCUUAACUAGAGACAUUGCUAUCAGUGUAAUGUGCCUUCCCACUGCUAAAGAAAUUUGGAGUGAUAUAAAUGACAGAUUUCGUCAAUCGAAUGGUUCCAAAUAUAUCCAAAUACAGAGGGAAAUUAGUUCAACCUCUCAAGGUUCCUCUGAUAUUGCAACCUAUUUUACAAAGAUGAAGAGUCUCUGGGAUGAGCUAUCCUCAGCUUAUGUUGGUCCAACCUGCUCUUGUGGGGCACUUCAUAAAUUCAUAGAGGACCAAUAUCUAUUUCAGUUCCUUAGUGGUUUAAAUGACUCCUACUUAACAGUGAAGAGUGGAAUCCUGAUGCUGUCACCUCUUCCCUCUAUUAGUAAGGCUUACUCACUUCUCCAACAUGAUGAAAGCCAGAAAGAAUCUCACCCCAUUGGUCAGGGUUUUUCUGGUGACUCACUUUCCUUUUCUGCUUCCACUAGCUCUAAUAGGACUUAUAAUCAGAAGGUGAAUUUUGAUCCCAAAAGGAACUCGUCUAGCUCAACUUCACUAUUCUGCAAGUACUGUAAAAGGCCUGGGCAUGUUAUGGAGAAAUGCCACAAACUCCAUGGAUAUCCACCUGAUUUCAAAUUCACAAAGAAUAAGAAAUCAGCUUCGUGUGUUCAAACAGAUAACUUCAUUCCACCUGGAGUUCUUGGCAGAAUUCCUGAACCACCUAUAUACCAUACUCCUAAUUCUCCAGUCUAUGUGUUGAACAAGGAGCAGUAUCACCAUCUCAGAAACCUCUUCCAUCAUACUCAUUUAACUCCCACUCCUGGUCCUUCCUCUGGAGAAUCUCAAGCCACUCAUGGUCAUGCCAACUUUGCUGAUGGAGAUUCUGCUCACUUUGUAGGUGUGUGCAAUAUGCCUAUUUCCCAAUAUCCUGCAAUAAAUUCUAUUGUAAACUGUUUGUCUGCUCAGUUAGGUAGAAGUCCUUGGAUAUUAGACUCAGGUGCCACUAAUCAUAUGACCCCACACAAACAUUUUUUACAUGAUAUUCAACCCUUGUCUAGACCUUACUUAAUCACUUUACCCAAUGGAUACAAAGUGAAAGUUGUUUCAACAGGAUCACUGUCUUUGCAACAUGAUAUCACUUUGGGCCCUUCUCUGAAGAGGCCAUUGGAAAUUGGUAAAGCUGACCAUGGUUUGUAUUUUCUUUUACCUGAACUUAGUGAUACAUCUCAUUCUGUUCUUCAUGAUCCUGUUAGUACUGUCCCUAGUAUUCUCCAUUAUGAUUUCUCCAGAGUCACUUGGACCCAUUUACUUUCAUCUAAAAGCAAUGCCUUUUCUGUUAUUAAGGCCUUUGCCACUAUGGUUAAGGUCCACUUUCACUCCUUUGUUCAAACCAUUAGAUCAGACAAUGCUUUUGAGUUGGGAGGCUACCCAUGUGGCAAGAAAGGGUACAAGUUACAGAAUUUAUCAAAUCAUUCUAUCUUCUUCUCUAGAGAUGUACUCUUCUAUGAGCACAUUUUUCCCUACUCAACUUCCUCACACCCUUCUGUCUUUCCUCCUGCUGCUCCUCUUUCUGAUGAUACUCUUCCUCCUAUUUCACACUCUUCUCCUGCACCUAUCACUCCUGCUGUUCCUUUACCUGAUGACCAUGUUACACCUCGGAAAAUUUUCGUUCGUGUACAGUGA
Lycium barbarum (goji berry) is the source of this 1956-nucleotide messenger RNA. RefSeq lists its product as uncharacterized. Bases 1 to 1956 code for a protein of 651 amino acids. Lineage: Eukaryota; Viridiplantae; Streptophyta; Magnoliopsida; Solanales; Solanaceae. The transcript has 4 exons. The record is from RefSeq and is a predicted model, not a curated record.